Messenger RNA from Scomber japonicus (chub mackerel), 1844 nucleotides. RefSeq names its product papilin-like. Lineage: Eukaryota; Metazoa; Chordata; Actinopteri; Scombriformes; Scombridae. The coding region runs from base 64 to 1467 and encodes 467 amino acids. Gene Ontology annotation, molecular function: serine-type endopeptidase inhibitor activity. The transcript has 11 exons. The record is from RefSeq and is a predicted model, not a curated record.
AAAAAAAAGUUUAAUUUUACUUCAAUAAGUUUCAGUUUCAGUGUGAAGUUAGUUGGUAGAGAGAUGCGGCUGUGCGUGUUUGUGCUGUCGGUGUGUGUGCUGCUGUGUCCCGGUGUGGCUCAGGACUGCAGCUGGGACCGGAGCACCGAGCCCGGCCAGAGUUUGGACCCGGCCUCGCUGAGCGCCGGAGCUGUCGAGCUGACCGGCAGCAACACGGUGUCUGACCCGGAGAGCUGCCGGGCCUCCUGCUGCGCUGAGCCGGCCUGUGACCUGGCUCUGGUCGGCUUCCCCAUGGACGGAACCCCGCAGUGCACGCUGGUGAGCUGCGGGAAGCACCGGGACGCGUGCGUGCUGCGGCCCGACACGCAGUUCAAAGUUUACCGCAAGAAGCAAGAGAGUGAGACCCGCAAAGAAGCACCGCAGGCCGGGGAGAGUCCGCACAUAGAGCCGCUGCUGGGGGAGAACCGGAGCAACCACACCGACCACGUGCGCUGCCGCCUGCCGAUGAGAGUCGGUCCUUGCCGCGCCUCCUUCUCCAAGUUCUACUACGACGUGACCAAUCAGAGCUGCCGCAGGUUCGUGUACGGCGGCUGCAACGCCAACGGCAACAACUUCGACACUCAGGAGGAGUGUGAGGCGGCCUGCAGUGGAGUCACAGGUUCUGUCCUCCCUGAUGAGUCGUCUCCUGCUCCUCCAGGAGUUCCCGUCAAAGCUCCUCGCAUGGCUCCGGCCUUCCGCUCAGACGUUCCUCAGGAAUCUGCUGCCGAGACUAAACCAACGGAGACCCAACAUGCUGAGAAGAAAGACAUGCAGGCUGAUGAGUUUGCUGUGCUCUGUGGGGCGGAGCCUGUGGUCGGUCCGUGCAGGGCGGCGUUUCAGCGCUGGUUCUACAACAGCAAGACCGGCGGCUGUCAAUCAUUCAUCUACGGCGGUUGCCAAGGAAACAAGAACAACUACAGGAACCAAGAGAGCUGCAUGACUACCUGUGCAACAGUCAAUGUGCUGCCGUCCAAGAAAGCUUCAUCUGACGAGCCGGCCGGCACCGAGUCCAAAGCACACUGUUUGGCCCCCCGGGACUCGGGCCCCUGCCGCGCCGCCUUCCCCGUCUUCUACUACAACGCCGACACCGCCAGCUGCCUGCCGUUCCUCUACGGCGGUUGUCAGGGCAACGGCAACCGUUUCCCCACCGUGGACGAAUGCAUGGCUAGCUGCAGUGGAGAAGGAUCCUUCGAAGGUCGCGGCCAAACUCGCAGCCGCUGGACUGCAGCCUUCUUCCUCUUCGUCACUCUGGCGGCCAUCAGCGCUCUCCUGCUGACGACACUCGUGGUCAUCACGCUGAGACGCCACGGCCUGUCCCGCCGUCCGUCCUCCGUCAGUGACAAAGAGGAGCUGCUGCCGGACCCAGAUGAGCAGUCCUCUGUGGAGUCUCUGACCGUCCCAGAUAGCCCAAAGCCGGAGAAGGCCUGAGCCGAGGAUUUGGCUUCACACCGGGGGGGUCUGCUGAGGGUCCAGUGGGGCCUCACACCUCUGAUUCUUAAACACUGUUGUUAUAUCUGAGGCUUCUUAAAGUGUCUGAAAUGUGAAAGAAAGACAAAACAGAAUAUUAGGAAACAUGAUGAAGUAAUAAAUGUGACUCUGAGCUGUGACAUGUUAAAGGGUCAUUCUGCUGAUUCUUAUAUUUGGGUCCAAACCAACAAAGAACUGAUCUACUAACGAGUAUUAUGUGUGUAUCAAAGUCUGAUGUAUCUGAUUCCUCUGCUGUUGUUUAAAAACUACUGAAACCAGGUCACAGUUUUCAAAAUAAAGGACCAAAAUCUUCAAAGUAAAGGACCAAACUCUUCGAA